This is a messenger RNA of Coregonus sp. 'balchen', 1715 nucleotides long. The record is from the annotation of a GenBank genome assembly. NCBI's taxonomy places the organism in Eukaryota, Metazoa, Chordata, Actinopteri, Salmoniformes, Salmonidae.
AUGACAGGCAGCAUAGCCACCUACAAUGUCGAGACCAGAGAGAAGACAUCCGUCAUUGACAGCAGGUCUGUGUGUCCUCAGAGAGAAAGCGAGACAAAAUCUACAAAAUCUACAUGUCUUAUUUCUCAUAGACAGCAGGUGGCACUCACAGACAGACAGGCUAAAUGAUUUACAAAGCAUAGCCCACAUCCACCAACAUUUCUGCUUUAACCAUAGACUAUACCUCUAUGAUUAGUCAGUGGAGUUGACCAUUGAAACAGAAUUACUUAUGAAUGAUUACAGUAUCUCCUGUACAUUUGUUUUCCCUGUUUCUCAUCAUCCAUCUGUAUAUCUGUUGUUGUUAUGGCUGGUUACCUAAACUGGGAUGACAGAGUAACUGUAUCUAUUUUUAAUCCCCAUUUCCAGUAGACACUGAAAUAUCUACUGAUCUCAUCACACACAGACGUAACACAGUAACAAAGCUGGUAGAACUGGUAGCAUCUGUAAGAGUGCUACAGGAAACCUGCGUAGUGACUGCGCCUAGAAAAAUACCCACCCUGCACGGGAGGUUCACUACAUUUGUAAAGAGCCUCAACCUAUUUGUUAGUUGAAGCACACUUAUCUGUGUGUGUGUGUGUUUAUCCCUGUGUAGUGACUGUGCCCACAAACACUCUAGCCCUGUUUGGCAGGUGAGGUAGGUAGAUCAUGAGAGGGGUCCGUCAGGGGAGGACAAGGGAGAGACACUCAUCUCUGUGUCUGCAGACGGCAGGAUCAGCAAGUGGUUCCUGUGGAAAGGCCUCGACUGCAUAGGUACAGUUUUACUUUAAUAUCUGAAAAUUGUGGGAAACCUUUAUCUUAGUGUUUUCAAAAAAGUAUGCCCCUCUAUUAUCCUAAAUAUCCACUCUCUGGAGACUAUUCGUCCUAUUUUUGUAGGCACCUUUGCAGACAACUCUUGUAGACAUUUCCCCGCAUAAACUUCCAGUAAUAAGCAUAACCAUAAUGUGCUCUAACCUGUGCCUCCCCAGACCUGAUGAAGCUGAAGAGGACGAGGAAUGAGAAAGCCAAGAAGCAGAGAAAGAGAGGAAGAGCGAGGCAUGAUAUCACACCAGGUGCCGGGGAUCUAUUUCGACUUCCAUUCGACGGUGAGCGAGUGUUUUCAUGUUCUUAAGUUUUCCUAAAGGAUAGUUACACAUGCAUUGCUUUAGUUACUUAGCUAGGCCUCAUAGGAUCUGCACAUAUAGGACGUAAUACACCAUUUUCGGGGACAACUUUUGCUUUGUGAGGGCUACUUUCAGAACUACUGGCUAAAAAAUUUACAAAAGUACAGGAGAAUCUCUUUUAAGGGAAACUCCACUCAAAACAAUUUUGCAUCAUCAUUAUGAUGUGGCCGGUGACUCUUUGCUUCUUGAAGGUCAUAUAUCUUGAAAACUUGACUGCUGACAUGCAAAACAUUUUGGGACUGUAUGUGGACUAAUGAAAAAAAUACCCAAAUAUAGCUUUUGAGUGUAUUUGCCCAUUAAAUACUAUUUUCUGUCCAGAUCAAGGCACAAUUUCCUCAGUCUGUGGUGGCUGGCUAACUGUUGUUAUCUCACUGGGCAAACAGAGCUUACAGUAAAACGUAUUCCACAGAAUUCAAUAGUACAUAUUGUAUUUUAUCUUAUGGCGUCUUUUCUCUCUCCCCUCAGGUGUACACGUUAGAGGACAUCAUCGGCUCCACUUUGGCCAGCCAGCUGUGA